Messenger RNA from Periophthalmus magnuspinnatus, 2820 nucleotides. RefSeq names its product TNF superfamily member 11 (gene tnfsf11). The coding region runs from base 247 to 1041 and encodes 264 amino acids. Gene Ontology annotation, molecular function: tumor necrosis factor receptor binding. Lineage: Eukaryota; Metazoa; Chordata; Actinopteri; Gobiiformes; Gobiidae. The transcript has 4 exons. Gene Ontology annotation, cellular component: membrane. Gene Ontology annotation, biological process: immune response. The record is from RefSeq and is a predicted model, not a curated record.
CCAAACUCUUCUCGUGGAGUCCCGCCGCCGUGUGCUGUCCUGUACCUGCUGCGCACUCUCCUCUUCACCCUGACCCCCUCUGUCCGCCUUUGCCUCCUCUCUGAGCUCCAAUUGGCUGCGGGGCAGAAGAGGCGCCGUCCCAGCCCACCCACCGUCUUUUUUAGAGCUCUGUCGGUGCUUUUUAGAGCUCACCGUCACUUCCUCGCUUUGGGAUCCGGGCUGAGCGCACGCAGACACGGCUACGGCAUGGCAGCUAGUCACGAGUACAGAGGUUACCUACGGGACAGCGUCGACCUGGAGGCGACCCAGCACCACCGCUUCCACCCGGUCCAGAGCUCGGACACCACGUACCGGCCCUUCAUUAUUGGGACCCUUGCUAUAAUGGGACUGCUCCAGGUGGCGUCCAGCGUGGCCAUCUUAUUACACCUGACAGGUUAUCUGCAAGAGGUAGACUUGUCCACAGCUCCACAUCGGUCCAUUGAGGACAUGCCAGAACCGAUUAUGAACGCCUUACAAGCGCCAAAACUGAAAAAAUGCAACAAGAACAGAUGUAAAAGUCCGAGAGACAGCGUGCCAUCGGCUCAUCUACCGAUCAGAGCGAAACACGAGUAUCCAAAAGGCAAGCCUCAGCCGGUCACUAUCGAAUGGGACAACAACCAAGGAGACCUCCACUGCAUCAAGUACGAGAAGGGCAAGCUGUACAUCGACGAGCCCGGGUACUACUACGUCUACGCCAAGACCUGCUUCCGCUACUACAACGUGGCGGAGGGGCGCGACGUCUCCACCGUGGACUUCAGUAACAUUCAGCUCAUUCAGUACAUUUGCCACGACAUCCACCAGCAGAACACGAAGGUGAGGCUGAUGAAGACCGGCAGCACCCUGAGAUGGAACAACGCCAGCUACAACAUGUACUGCGCCCAGCAAGGCCGAGGGGUACGGCUGGAGCAGGGCGACUCGCUUUUUGUGAACGUGUCCAACGCGUGGCUACUGGACCAGGAGACGGAGGGGACUUACUUCGGCGCGAUAAAACUGGGGGGCUGACGUGUUAAAAGCGAAGGCGUGGACGUGCUACUGAACUUUCCGAAACUAUGCCAAAGACCACUGUUAUGGCUAAUUUUCUUGUCACUAUUGUCGUCUCGUGUUGAUCUGUCAAACGAAUCUCCUGUAAUUAUUCACGCAGAGGUCGGUAGGAACCAAAAAUAAAUGGAAAGUGAUGGGGGCCGUCACUUUUACGAUUGGCUAAUGACUCGCGGCGAUUCGAGACGCGAGUUCGGUUGUAUCUUUGUACCUUGUCCAAAGAAACGGUACUGGAUAUGUUCAUUUAUGUUGACAACUGCUGGGGAAUACUCGUUCAAUGUGCUUUUUUGGGGGGGGAUUUAAACAUAUCUGUACCAUUUAAAACAAACUUCACAGGUCAGAGCCGCUCGGAGCUCUUCUGACAUCUGCUUACACUUUGUACGGAGCCAGAUAAAACUAACAAUCCUCCGGACCUGAGUCUCUGACCCUCAGCAGAUGGGAGUAUGGAGUUUUUAGAUGGUCAGUGAGCCAUCCCCGCUCUGUGUAACUGAGGUAUGCUCGGAUUUGUUUUACCUAAAGGCGGGGAAAUGAUUAAUUUUAACUGACAACUGGCUUUAUAAUAACUACGCCAUUUACAGGCUUAGUAAAACAUGAACAAAGACUUCAUUUAAGAGGGUUCAGGGUUCGGAACGGCUCAAUGAACGGGUUAGGGUUCGGAAUUUUGGGUAUGGCAUUAUUAAAAGUGUGUAAAUCAUGCUUUAUUAAGACUAAUUAAGGUGUAGUUAUUAUAAAGUGUUACCCAAGUCAAACAAGUGAUGCCUUAAAUGUAAAAAAAAAAUACACAAAAGAACUAAAACGAACGAACCGCUUUGACUAUCGUAAAAGACAAAAGUUAAAUCUGUCAACUGGACACUGCCUUAUGUCUGUCUGAAGGCGCUAACUACGCUGAAACUGGAAAGAGCUUUUGUCAUAUUCAUUCAGUUCUUAAUGGCUACUUCCACGUCUAUUUGCGUCAUGGCGAGCUCUAUUGUCCUCUUUGUUUCCUUUGUUUGCUUUGGGUCUGAGGAUGGAGUUAUAGAUGGGGGGAAAGGUGAUGUCUAAAGCUCUCAUUCCUGUUCAAAGAUGGGUUGUCUUUCCAAACAAAACUAGCUUCUUUAACUCCUCUUAAACCUUUUCUUUCUCCGGCUGAGAUCUGUCCGUCACGCUCUUCAGACGAGCGGUUAGUGUCUUUAAGAUGGAGAUGUACGGUGUGUUUUUGUCCAUUUGACAGAUUUUACUUUGGUUUUUUACUAUGGAUCAGACCUGGACGACUGAGGGAUUACACAGACUACUUUGACAUCAACAUUCAGAGCAGAUAGCUGGACUGUCUGGCCAAUCGUGACACGAAAAGUCUCCUUUAACUUGAGCCAAAUUGACUUUGGCUCAUCAUUAACUUAAUAUUUUUUUCAUUUGGCUCUUCAGCGAGGUAAAUGGGAAUAUGCACUAAAUAUUUAUUUAUUAGUUCUAGAGUUACAGAGAGGGGCCACUGUUACAGUGAGCGCCCCCCGCUGUAGAAACAGUAUAUUUCAUGUGUGUUUGAGUUCAUUAUACAGCACUUAGAGGUUCCAGUAGACAUGCUUUUUGUAAUAAAAACACAGGGGCUUUGAGUUUGAAUUCAAUAUUUAUGUGUUUUAUUUUUGACAACUGUGUGUGCACUUGACAUGAGCAGGACGGAUGCUUCAGAUUGUAUACAGUAAGAUUGUUGUUUAUACAAAACUGUCGAUAUAAUUUAUGUUGUUAAUAAAACUACUUUUGUAACAAUGU